CCCACUUUACGGGAGCUGGGAGAUUCGCGCGGUAACGCGCGCUGGAAGUUCGAAUUUCGAAAUUUGAAAUUUUGUUUUUAUUCUAAAGUGGCUGUCCCAUUUGUUUUUUUUAUUCGAAUUUAAUGUGGAUGAGGAAUAAAGUGAAAUAAAAAAACAUUAAAAUGUGACUGGCAACCAACAAAACUACAUCAGCUACAGAUUGAAAAAACUAAAAUAAUUGACAUCAGUUCGAGUUUCAAAAGUAUAAAAAUAAAAAUGUGGAAUCCAAACUCCGUGGACAACAGGCAGAUGGAAAAACGCGUGAUAGUUGGAAGGGUCCGGCCAACGUGGGCUAGGAACCUUCCAGAAGCUAGAGAGGACGAUGAUAAAAAUGACCAGGAGGGGGUCAUGCCUCACAGUGAACCUCCGAGCCCUACGGAACCCUGGGAACAGCAGGGAAAGCAAGAGGACAAAUACGAGGUCUUUGGCAAAGUGAUGCUGCUAGGAGACAGCGGGGUGGGGAAGACCUGUAUGCUGGUACGCUUCCGCGAUGGCACCUUCCUGGCCGGGAACUACAUAUCCACCGUCGGGAUCGACUUCCGGAACAAAGUGGUAACCGUCGACGGCAUCAAGGUGAAACUCCAGAUUUGGGACACGGCCGGCCAAGAGCGAUUCCGAAGUGUGACACACGCAUAUUAUAGGGACGCCCAUGCGUUACUGCUGCUCUACGAUGUGACGAAUAAGACGAGUUUCGACAACAUCCGCGCAUGGCUCGGGGAAAUCCGGGAAUACGCUCAGGACGACGUCGUCAUCAUGCUUUUAGGUAACAAAUCCGACAGCGGGCUCGAGCGGGCGGUGCGGCGGGAGGAAGGGCAGCGGCUGGCGAGAGAGUACCAAGUGGCGUUUAUGGAGACAUCAGCCAAAACCGGACUGAACGUCGAAGCGGCGUUCGCCCAUGUGGCGCGCUCUUUAGUCGCGAAAGCGAACCCCGUCGACCCGUCUAGGCUGGCCGUGCGCGCGCACCAGACGCAGGAACAGAGGUCCUCGUGCCCGCCAUGUUCGUAAAUUGCGCGCGAAAUUCAAAUGUGGCGUUUGAAUUUAGAACGCUUCAGCGGACCAAUGUCGUCGUGCAGGCUGACUAGCAGAUCUGAAACUUUGACAUAUUCAUUGUUGGACUGGAAGUGACUGGUGUAAACAAGGACUGAAUCAGUGGGCUGACUGCAAGCAAUGCCGACAGCACAAAUUAUAACUAGAGGCCAUGUUUGUAAUAAGGAAGAAAAGUCUAUUAAUUAAGAAAAUGGCUCUACCUACUCCAAUCGGUGUCUGAAUAUAAACAAGUUAGUUGUAUGUAACCUAACAAUAAAUAAUGGCAGACCUUUAUUUUUAACAUGCCAUUAUCUAUUAUAACUUUUAAUAAACCAUUUCUUAAAGAAUAGACUUAAUUAUUCUUGUAAUUCAACUCAAUUUCAUAAUAAAUUCUUCUAUUAUGCUGCACAUCUGUAGUGCAGACUUAUCCAAGUAACACUUAAGUAGGUAUACCUACCUAUUAAAUACUUUAAAGUGGACUAGGUAGGUAGGUUCUAAUUGGGUAAAAAAAUAUUCUAAGAUAGGCUGACCUUGAACAAAAGCUGUCAAAUCGUUAGUUGCAUUGCAUUAUUAAAAAUGAUUAUUAUUGAAUGCCUUUUUGAAAAUUUAUAAAAGCAAAAAUGUAUUGUGAUGAACAGAUUGUAUUAGAUAUUUGUUGGAUAUAUUAGAUGACCUACUUACAUGAUUAAUGUUAAUUGUUAUAGUAAAUAUUAAACGGUUUAAAAUUAUAUAUUCAUAAAUAAAUUAUAAUAUUACAUAAUUCACUAAGAAAUAGUUAAGUGACCUAUUAAUUUAUAUGACCGUGAUAUUAAUUUUAAAACGGGUCUAUGUAGAGUCAUACAUAAGUAUCUACCUACUUCAAAUUAUUGGGGAAUGGAUUUUUUUAUUUAAAACAAUAGUGAUCGUUGCAAGUUAAAAUCCAUUAAAAAAAAGAAAUUAUUUGGUAAUAAGACAAGUAAUGUGCAGGAUUAUAUUCGUACAUCCCAACUAAUAUUAUAAAUGCGAAAGUAACUCUGUCUGUCUGUCUGUCUGUUACGCUUUCCCGCUUAAAACUCGCAACCGAUUUUGAUGAAAUUUGGCAUAGAGAUAGUUUGAGUCCCGGGAAAGAACAUAGGAUAGUUUUUAUCCCGGUUUUUGAAACAGGGACGCGCGCAAUAAAGUUUUUCUGUGACAGACAAAAUUCCACGCGGGCGAAGCCGCGG
Messenger RNA from Ostrinia nubilalis (European corn borer), 2267 nucleotides. RefSeq names its product ras-related protein Rab-37 (gene Rab26). Gene Ontology annotation, cellular component: synaptic vesicle; trans-Golgi network transport vesicle; endosome. Gene Ontology annotation, biological process: protein secretion; regulation of exocytosis; endocytic recycling. NCBI's taxonomy places the organism in Eukaryota, Metazoa, Arthropoda, Insecta, Lepidoptera, Crambidae. The transcript has 6 exons. The record is from RefSeq and is a predicted model, not a curated record. Gene Ontology annotation, molecular function: GTP binding; GTPase activity. Bases 256 to 1044 code for a protein of 262 amino acids.